Molecule: messenger RNA, 279 nt
Organism: Penicillium odoratum
Lineage: Eukaryota; Fungi; Ascomycota; Eurotiomycetes; Eurotiales; Aspergillaceae
Exons: 1
Coding region: 1-279 (92 amino acids)
Source: RefSeq, a predicted model, not a curated record
AUGCAAAUCCUCCACACCAUCUCAACCUUCGCUAAGCGAGAUGGGACCACCCACUACUCUCUCUAUAUUGUUUGCAUCAUGCUCGGAUGUAUUUUAUGCUGCCUCAUUGGUUUUGCUGGGUACAGCAUGUAUCACGGGUCGGAUGAAACACCGGCCGUCGAAGUUCCCUACGAGCAGAGGAAGUACAUGCGUGAAGUUCACCAGCGGAAUCUCAACCGAAUGGCUAUUACGGCACGACGACCAGAUAUGAUCAUUCCUGUUGAGGAAUUAAAUUAUUGA